This is a messenger RNA of Otolemur garnettii (small-eared galago), 1080 nucleotides long. It is a transcript of the gene HTR5A, whose product is annotated as 5-hydroxytryptamine receptor 5A. The transcript is spliced from 2 exons. The record is from RefSeq and is a predicted model, not a curated record. Gene Ontology annotation, molecular function: neurotransmitter receptor activity; G protein-coupled serotonin receptor activity. Gene Ontology annotation, biological process: chemical synaptic transmission; G protein-coupled receptor signaling pathway, coupled to cyclic nucleotide second messenger. Gene Ontology annotation, cellular component: plasma membrane; dendrite. NCBI's taxonomy places the organism in Eukaryota, Metazoa, Chordata, Mammalia, Primates, Galagidae. Bases 1 to 1080 code for a protein of 359 amino acids.
AUGGAUUUGCCUACAAACCUAACCUUCCUUUCCCUGUCCACCCCCUCCCCUUUGGAGACCAACCACAGCCUUGGCACGAGCACAGGCGACCUGCGUGCCAGACCACCCCUGCGCUCUAUCUUCGGGGUGCUUGUUCUGACCUUAUUAGGUUUCCUGGUGGUGGCGACGUUCGCCUGGAACCUGCUCAUACUGGCAACCAUUCUCCGCGUACGCACCUUACACCGUGUGCCACACAACCUGGUGGCGUCCAUGGCCGUCUCGGACGUGCUAGUGGCCGCGCUGGUCAUGCCACUCAGCCUCGUGCACGAGAUGUCCCGGCGCCGCUGGCAGCUGGGCCGGCGGCUCUGCCAGCUGUGGAUCACAUGUGAUGUGCUCUGCUGCACCGCCAGCAUCUGGAACGUGACAGCCAUCGCGCUGGACCGCUACUGGUCGAUCACCCACCACCUCGAGUACACGCUCCGCACCCGCAAGCACGUCUCCAACGUGAUGAUCCUGCUCACCUGGGCGCUCUCUGCUGUCAUCUCUCUGGCGCCGCUGCUGUUUGGCUGGGGGGAGACUUACUCUGAGGAGCGCGAGGAGUGCCAGGUCAGCCGUGAGCCCUCCUACACCGUGUUUUCCACCGUGGGUGCCUUCUACCUGCCGCUCUGCGUGGUCCUCUUCGUGUACUGGAAGAUCUACAGGGCCGCCAAGUUCCGCCUGGGCUCCAGAAAGACCAACAGUGUCUUACCUGUCCGCGAGGCUGUGGAGGUGACGAAACCUGCUCAGCAGCCUCAGAUGUUGUUCACUGUCCGCCCUGCCACUGUCACCUUCCAGACAGAUGGGGACGUGUGGCGGGAACAGAAGGAGCAGAGAGCUGCGGUCAUGGUGGGCAUCCUCAUUGGGGUGUUUGUGCUCUGCUGGACCCCCUUCUUCAUCACGGAGCUCAUCAGUCCCCUGUGGUCCUGGGACAUCCCCGCCAUCUGGAAAAGCAUUUUCCUUUGGCUCGGCUACUCCAACUCUUUCUUUAACCCCCUGAUCUACACGGCUUUCAACAAGAAGUACAACCACGCCUUUAAGAACUUCUUUUCAAGGCAGCACUGA